Entamoeba invadens IP1 is the source of this 765-nucleotide messenger RNA. RefSeq lists its product as hypothetical. The transcript has 2 exons. The coding region runs from base 1 to 765 and encodes 254 amino acids. Lineage: Eukaryota; Evosea; Mastigamoebida; Endamoebidae. Gene Ontology annotation, cellular component: nucleus; cytoplasm. The record is from RefSeq and is a predicted model, not a curated record. Gene Ontology annotation, biological process: ATP generation from poly-ADP-D-ribose; nucleotide-sugar metabolic process; regulation of DNA repair. Gene Ontology annotation, molecular function: poly(ADP-ribose) glycohydrolase activity.
AUGAUACUUUACCCAGAGAAAGAAGAAACGGUGACAUUCAAACGGUGUGUAUUAAAGAAAGAAAGUGAUAUUAACUGGGAGACUGACGACCACGAGCUUGGGGAUGUCUUAUUUGAUAACGGUGGAAUAGAGGCCUCCGAUUUUCCAGUUCAGAUCGAUUUUGCCAACAAAAAUUUUCAUCUCUCAAAACUUUCGGUUGGCGCAACACAAGAGGAAAUUAUAUGUGCGACAAAGCCCGAGUCUUUCCUUGGAAUUUGUGUGUUUGAUACAAUGGGCGAGCGUGAUUGUGUAGUGAUAAGUGAUGCGCUCUCAAUCUCCCGAGUUAGUGGCUUUGGGAAGGCCUUUCGGUGGGAGGAGAUUCGUUGCGAGAACGAGAUAACAGAAGAGGUGGAUCUUGUAGCGAUCGAUUCAUGUAUCCAGUCAUGUUAUACAAAAGAUAAUAUAAUAAGGGAUUUAAAUAAGGCAUAUUUAGGCUUUAAAUCGGGAAGAGGAAGAGUCUCGAGUGGUCGUUGGGGGUGUGGUGUCUUUAACAAUGACCCAGCUCUCAAAUUCAUUCAGCAAGUGAUGGCUGCCAGUGUUAUAGAAACGACUUUGAAGCUUCACUGGUUCGACAAAAAGGAAACCGAAAAGUUUGACGCUUUACUUAAACUGAUGAAAAAGAGGCAAAUGAGAGUGAAAGACGUGUAUAAGAUGAUCAUUAACGCAAAUACCAAAAAGUUUUUGGAAUCGGUCGAAAACACUACUGAUGGAUUUAAACUAUAUUAA